ACCUUCUUUCCUCAAAGAGGAGAAGUGGAGAAUAAGGACCUGCAAGGUAUCCUACUCUUCUCUCAAGGCGACUCUCAGCACAUCACCAUCCUCCCUGUUGUUCCUCAACGCAGAAGUGGAGACAUUUGGAUGGCAGUGGAUAAGCUCCCCAAAGUUUACAAAGGGGUGCCACCUUCCUCCAGCGAUAGAAUCUUUUUCCGAGGAAAGAUAAAAGUGACGUGGCAGAGGCACACAAUUACCAUGUUAUGGUCUAUGGACAGGCAGCUGGCAGGGUUACCACCAAUCAGUCCAGGGACCUUCUUUCCUCAAAGAGGAGAAGUGGAGAAUAAGGACCUGCAAGGUAUCCUACUCUUCUCUCAAGGCGACUCUCAGCACAUCACCAUCCUCCCUGUUGUUCCUCAACGC
Messenger RNA from Darwinula stevensoni, 405 nucleotides. NCBI's taxonomy places the organism in Eukaryota, Metazoa, Arthropoda, Ostracoda, Podocopida, Darwinulidae. The record is from the annotation of a GenBank genome assembly.